AUGGUAUCUUUCGACUUCAUGCAAAACCUUCUGACGCCCAAUCUAACUCACAAUGAUGUGUUAAAAUACAAACGCCAGCUCUGGACGAACGUCUUUGGAAUACAUGACAUGGUGGUAGACCCUGGGUAUAUGUACUUGUGGGACAAGACGGUAGCAAAGCGCGGAUCAUUGGAGGUGGCCUCCUGCCUUAGGCACUUCUUUGAAAUCUAUCGGACAGGGGCAAAAUCAGUGGUGUCUUAGCCAGACGGUUGUGGAGGGCAGAACAAAAAUUUGACGGUCCUCAGUCUUUACAGUGAGCUACAUCAACAAGGGGUUUACGAUAUCCUAGAUCAUAACUUCUGAACAAGAGGGCAUACCUUUCUGAGAAACGAUUCAGAUUUUGCCCAAAUUGAGAAAAGAAAACCCAGUGAUUAGUGUAAGGUUGUGGAGGAGGUAAACCGGCGGAACCCUUUUCAGGUGGUACAGAUGAAGCAAAGACAGUUCUUUAAUAACACAUAGAGGCUAAGUAUACGAACCGCCACACUGCGACCGACGGUUUAACUUUUAGAGAUGCACAUUGGCUAAACUUCGGUUGGGGUUUAGAAUCAACUCCAUCCCUGAACAGGUCAGUGUUUAUUCAUCACCCCAAGGAGGUGUGUAUGAGAGAUACCUAUUGUGCGUGAGAAUCGUGGAGGAAAGUAAAAAUAUGGAAGGAGAGGGUUGGGGACGUUUCUCCGGAGCAGCUGUACCAUGAGCCUAUCGUACCAACACCCAAAAGGUACGUGACCUGAAAGAGAUGGCUCUUACCCAUGUACCUUCACCACGAGACGUUUACUUAAACUUGGCAAACUCCUGCGGUGGCUCUUACCCAGACAAUCAAGCCAGCGAAACUAAAGUGUAAAAAAAAAAAAAGUCCUAUGAUGAAGUCGUGUUAUGAAGAGAGUAACAGUGGUUCUGCACCAAAGAGAAAAAAACCCAGUAAAAUGACAAGCAGACACCGAAACACAGUGGAAUCCAUUGCAGGCAAGUCUCUUUUAUUCAUUUCAUUGAAGGAAUAAUUAGAUUUAGCAUUGGAAGGUCUCAGUAUUUAUUUUUUAUUCAAAGUCUCUUAUUUUCAACGGUCGCCUGUAAUAAGACACUGGCGCGUCCACGAGAAAGGUAA
Porites lobata is the source of this 1141-nucleotide messenger RNA. The record is from the annotation of a GenBank genome assembly. NCBI's taxonomy places the organism in Eukaryota, Metazoa, Cnidaria, Anthozoa, Scleractinia, Poritidae.